Molecule: messenger RNA, 5333 nt
Organism: Corylus avellana
Lineage: Eukaryota; Viridiplantae; Streptophyta; Magnoliopsida; Fagales; Betulaceae
Gene: SAC9
Product: sacI homology domain-containing protein / WW domain-containing protein
Molecular function (GO): protein binding; phosphatase activity
Source: RefSeq, a predicted model, not a curated record
CAUUCCAGGAGGCAGGAGCCACGCACAUCCAACGCUCGCGUUCCUCCGGUUUCGCAAUUCUCCGGUGCAUUGAGUUCACCUCUCUCUAUCUCUCUAUGGCUCUACACAUUCAUUCAUCGAUGAUACAAACCGCUCGAUGAUUGAAUUCCCUCAUCAAUCGCUCUCUCUCUCUGCGCGUCCAAGGAUCGUAGGCCUCGGCGGUGCUAUCCAAGACUAGUACUACUAGUCGGUUCGAUUCCCAGGUCAUGGAAUCACCUGUCAAGGGUUUUAAGGAUACAUCUGUCAUUGUUCUUACACUGGAUACUGGUGAAGCAUAUAUCAUUGCCAGCUUGUCUUCCAGGACUGACACUCAAGUGAUAUAUAUUGAUCCAACAACUGGUGCGCUGUGUUACAAUGGAAAGUUGGGUGUUGAUGUUUUUAAAUCGGAAAAUGCGGCUUUAGAUUAUAUUACAAAUGGAUCACAAUGGCUAUGUAAGAGUAUAAUAUAUGCCAGGGCGAUAUUGGGUUAUGCUGCCCUGGGAAACUUUGGUUUGCUUCUUGUUGCAACAAAGUUAACCUCUAGCAUUCCGAAUCUGCCUGGUGGAGGGUGUGUAUAUACUGUGACUGAGUGCCAGUGGAUCAAAAUAUCUCUUCAAAAUCCCCAACCCCAAGGUAAAGGAGAACUCAAGAAUGUUCAAGAAUUGACUGAGCUUGAGGUCGAUGGAAAGCACUACUUUUGUGAGACAAGAGACAUCACUCGGCCUUUCCCAAGCCGUAUGCCCUUGCAAAAGCCUGAUGAUGAAUUUGUUUGGAAUGGAUGGUUUUCAAUGCCUUUCAAAGACAUUGGGCUGCCACAGCAUUGUGUCACUCUGCUGCAGGGGUUUGCAGAAUAUCGUAGUUUUGGAAGCUUAGGUCAGCUAGAAGGGUAUGUUGCUCUCAUAGCUCGGCGUAGCAGACUGCAUCCUGGCACUCGGUACCUGGCUAGGGGGUUAAAUUCAUGUUUUAGCACAGGAAAUGAAGUUGAGUGCGAGCAACUUGUAUGGGUCCCCAAAAGAGCUGGUCAGAGUGUUCCUUUUAAUACAUAUGUUUGGCGACGUGGCACAAUUCCAAUCUGGUGGGGAGCAGAAUUAAAGAUCACUGCUGCAGAAGCAGAAAUAUAUGUUUCAGGGCGUGAUCCUUAUAAAGGAAGCUCACAGUAUUAUCAGAGGUUGAGUAAAAGGUAUGAUGCUCGAAAUUUAGAUGUAGGUGUUGGGGGCAGUCAGAAUAGAAAAGCUCUGGUUCCAAUUGUAUGCAUCAACUUACUUAGGAAUGGAGAAGGAAAGUCAGAGUCCAUUUUAGUUCAGCAUUUUGAGGAAUCUUUAAAGUAUAUCAAAUCAAUUGGAAAACUUCCUUAUACUCGAAUGCAUUUAAUAAAUUAUGAUUGGCAUGCCAGUAUAAAGUUAAAAGGUGAACAGCAAACAAUUGAAGGAUUGUGGAAACUUCUAAAAGUACCCACUGUAUCUAUAGGCAUUUCUGAAGGGGAUUAUUUGCCUUCACGACAACGGAUGAAGGAUUGUAGAGGUGAAAUCAUAUAUAAUGAUGACUAUGAUGGUGCCUUCUGCUUAAGAUCACAUCAAAAUGGAGUGAUACGUUUCAACUGUGCAGAUUCUUUGGAUAGAACCAAUGCAGCUAGUUAUUUUGGCUCCCUCCAAGUUUUUGUGGAGCAAUGUAGGCGGCUGGGGAUAUCACUUGAUAGUGAUCUGGCUUUAGGUUAUCAGCCAAUGAAUAAUUAUGGUGGAUAUAUUGCUCCAUUGCCUCCAGGUUGGGAGAAACGAUCUGAUGCAGUGACAGGGAAAACAUAUUAUAUUGAUCACAAUACUAAGACCACAACAUGGACGCAUCCCUGCCCAGAUAAACCCUGGAAGAGAUUUGAUAUGACAUUUGAGGAGUUCAAGCGAUCGACAAUACUUUCACCAGUAUCUCAGCUAGCCGAUCUUUUUCUGCUUGCUGGUGAUAUUCAUGCAACACUUUAUACUGGUUCUAAAGCUAUGCAUAGUCAAAUCCUUAGCAUAUUUAAUGAAGAUGCUGGAAAGUUUAAACAGUUUUCUGCAGCACAGAAUGUGAAAAUUACUUUGCAGAGAAGAUAUAAAAAUGCAAUUGUAGAUAGCUCUCGUCAAAAGCAGUUGGAGAUGUUUCUUGGAAUGAGGCUUUUCAAGCAUCUUCCAUCAAUUCCUAUUCAACCUCUAAACGUACUCUCACGACCAUCUGGUUUCUUUCUUAAGCCAGUUGCCAACAUGCUUUCAACUUCUGAUAGUGGGGCCAGCCUUCUGAGUUUCAAAAGAAAAGACAUAGUAUGGGUUUGCCCACAGGCUGCAGAUGUGGUUGAGCUUUUUAUAUAUCUUGGGGAGCCUUGUCAUGCUUGUCAGCUUCUUCUCACAAUAUCUCAUGGUGCAGAUGAUUCAACUUAUCCCGCAACAGUUGACGUAAGGACAGGACGGUGUCUAGAUGGGCUUAAACUGGUUGUGGAGGGUGCUUCCAUACCUCAGUGUGAAAGUGGGACAAACCUCAUCAUACCCUUAACUGGGCCAAUUAGUGCUGAAGAUAUGGCUGUUACUGGGGCAGGUGAACGCCUUCAUGCUCAAGAUACACCAAAUAUUUCAUUACUGUAUGAUUUUGAAGAACUAGAGGGAGAAUUGGACUUUCUUACUCGUGUAGUAGCACUCACGUUUUAUCCUGCUGUGUCUGGAAAAAGCCCUAUGACUCUUGGUGAGAUAGAGAUCCUUGGAGUUUCUCUUCCUUGGAAGGGUGUGUUUACUAAUGAAGGCCAUGGUAAAAGAUUAAUUGAACUUGCCAAAAACAGUCAGAAAGAAAUCAACCCCUUUUUGUCCAGUUCAGAUUCCAAUCCAUUUUUGGGCACUUCAACUAAUGAAAAUGUGCCACCGUUGGUGCAACAAAGUGCUUCUGCCAACCUCUGGGUUGACCUUUUGACUGGAGAGGGCACAGUUUCAGAACCCAUUGUGCAACCAGUGAGGGGAAAUGCUGUAGACAAGGGAAGUGACGUGCUUGAUUUCUUGGACCAAGCUGUUGUUGAAUUUCAUGGUGCUGAAGAUGAUCAUACACAUUCUUCAUCACAAGAUUUACGACCUUCGGAUAGUAGCUCCCAGCAGUACUUAACUUGUCUGGCGUCCCUUGCAGGGCCAAGUGUGGAAAGGAAACUAGACUUCACGGAAGCUAUGAAACUUGAAAUUGAACGCCUCAGGCUGAAUCUUUCUGCUGCUGAAAGGAAUAGAGCUUUAUUAUCAUUUGGAAUUGACCAUGCUACUCUAAAUCCAAAUCUUUUGCUUGGUGAAUCCCAAAUGGGAAGAUUAUGCAGAGUUGCAAACAACCUUGCACUGCUUGGGCAAGUUUCCCUUGAAGAUAAAAUUACUGCUGCUAUUGGUCUUGACACUAAUGAUGAUAAUGUGAUAGAUUUCUGGAAUAUUGCUGGAAUAGGAGAGAGUUGUUCUGGUGGCAUAUGUGAAGUGCGUGCUGAAACCAAAAGACCAAUACGUACAUCCCCUAUGGUGUCAGUUGCUGUAGGUCCACAAUCUGUCUUGUUGUGCUCUCAAUGUGAAAGAAAGGUUUGUAAGGUUUGUUGUGCUGGGAGAGGGGCUCUUCUGCUUCCUGGCUAUAACUCAAGGGAGGUUUCAAACUACAAUGGUCUAUCAAGCCAGAGUGGAUCAAACCAUGGCGGCCAAGAUGAUGUCUCUUCGAAUCGUUCAGUAGCACUAGAUGGUGUUAUUUGCAAACAAUGCUGCCAGGACAUUGUGCUUGAUGCUUUGAUCUUGGACUAUGUCAGGGUCUUGAUUAGUUUGCGAAGAAGUGCCCGUGCAGAUAGUGCUGCUCAUAAAGCUUUGAACCAGGUGGUAGGAUCAUCCUUAAGGGAUUAUCUUUCCGAAAGGAAUCAGCCUUCUGAUUGCCAGCGAGCUGUCAAAGUCCUAAGACAUUUUCUUAACGGAGAGGAAUCGCUGGCUGAAUUUCCAUAUGCUUGCUUUUUACACUCGGUUGAAACAGCAACAGAUUCAGCACCGUUUUUGUCAUUGCUUGCUCCAUUAAAUUCUGGAUCGCAGCAUUCAUAUUGGAAAGCUCCCUCUAAAACAACCUCUGUUGAAUUUGUUGUUGUUCUCGGUACCCUUUCUGAUGUCAGUGGCGUAAUCUUGCUUGUUAGUCCAUGUGGUUAUUCAGCGGCUGAUGCUCCCACGGUACAGAUUUAUGCUAGCAAUAAAAUACACAAGGAAGAAAGGUCAUGCAUGGGAAAAUGGGAUGUCCAAUCCUUGGUCAUGUCUUCUUCAGAGUUUUAUGGACCAGAAAAGUUGGGUACAGAGGAUAAAGUACCUAGACACAUUAAAUUUGCCUUUAGGAAUCCUAUUCGGUGCCGCAUCAUUUGGAUAACACUCCGUCUUCAGCGACCUGGUUCAGGUUCUGUUAGUUUUGAGAAAGACUUAAAUCUUUUGUCUUUAGAUGAAAACCCCUUCGCACAAGUAAAUCGACGUGCCUCUUUUGGAGGGUCAGUUGAGAGUGACCCUUGUCUGCAUGCCAAAAGGAUUCUUGUAGUUGGAAGCUCGGUAAAAAAAGAGACGGGGCUUACAUCAGCACAAGGCCCUGACCAGAUGAAUUUUAAAAGCUGGUUGGAGAGAGCUCCACAAUCAUAUAGAUUCAAGGUUCCAAUUGAGACUGAGAGCUUGAUGGACAAUGACCUUGUCUUGGAACAGUAUCUAUCUCCUGCUUCACCGUUGCUUGCUGGAUUUCGCCUAGAUGCUUUCACUGCGAUAAAGCCUCGGGUUACCCAUUCACCCUCUUCAGAUAUACAUAGCAAGGAGACAUCAAUGACAUUCUUGGAAGACAGAUACGUCUCUCCAGCUGUGUUGUAUAUACAAGUGUCUUAUCUCCAGGAACCUCAUGGCAUGGUAACAAUGGGGGAAUUUCGACUGCCAGAGGCUAAGGCUGGAACAGUAAUGUACUUCGAUUUCCCUAGGCCAAUAUCAACCCGCAGGAUUUCAUUCAAACUUCUUGGAGAUGUCGCAGCAUUUGCUGAUGAUCCUACGGAACUAGACGAUUCUGGAUUUUGGCAAUUGGCAUCGGGCUUGUCCAUGGCCAAUAGGAUUAAGUCGUAUUACUAUGGUGAUCCUUAUGAACUUGGGAAAUGGGCUACUAGUCUUUCGGCAAUUUGAGUCUUAUUUUUGCACGUAAAAUAGCGUCUGAGGAUUGACUGGGAGGCUUGUCAUCGUCCAAUAGGGGGUUGGUUGUGGUUGUUAUAUUGUUUUUACUUUUCUUUGAUGUGAUAUCAGCUUGUAGCAUUAUAUUCAUUGAUGUAAUAAUAUCAGUGUUGUGUACAA